Messenger RNA from Drosophila simulans, 1804 nucleotides. RefSeq lists its product as uncharacterized. NCBI's taxonomy places the organism in Eukaryota, Metazoa, Arthropoda, Insecta, Diptera, Drosophilidae. The transcript is spliced from 4 exons. The record is from RefSeq and is a predicted model, not a curated record. Bases 130 to 1701 code for a protein of 523 amino acids.
CUCAACGCGUCCUAGUAUCGAUGACAGUCUUGUUUUUGUUAUGGUUUGAUCAAACUGAAAAAAAAACUUUUGGAAUAUAAAUAUAAAUUUAUUGAUUUCAUUGCGAUUUAAGCAUUUGAUUUAAGCAAGAUGAGCAAAUUCUCGCUCUUCAAUGGCAACGAUGAGGACGAGCACGAAACGGAGCAGAAAUACGCACACCUUAUGAAUCUAGGAAAUGCAAAUCACUCGGUAUCGGAAAAUAGUUCUGGGAAAGCAAGUCGUUGCAAGUGGACCAGCGCAGAGGUGGAGACCUUUCUGGGAAUCAUUCACCAACUAAAACUGCAAGCUGCACUCCGAAGGGCGCAAAGCAAUGCAAAGGUGUUUCGGAUGGUGUCCAGAGAAAUGGCCCGGCGGAACUGCCCCAAGAGUCCAAAGCAUCUGAGAGUCAAGUUCCAUCAGAUGCGGCGUCAGUAUGCGAAGGCUCGGAAUGGUGGCGAACCCUUCGAGCACUUUGAGGCGGUGCACGAGUUGAUGCAGGGAGAAGAUGUAUCUGAUCUGGAUGAAGAGGCGCUGGAGAGUGACAGCGAUAUGGAGGCCGACGAGGACCAGUCCGGCAUGAUCUCGGAAACCGAAGGGGACGAUGCUUUGGAUGCCUCAGGAUCUUCAGUUAACAUCGUUGCCCGCUGCAAGUGGGCAGAGGGCGAAGUGGACCUCCUCCUAGACCUGAUCCACACACUUGGCCUUCGAGCAGCUUUGCUGCAAAAGCGCAAUGCCAAGGUCUUCAAGCUGCUGUCCAAGGAGAUGUCCAAGCGCAACUGCCACAAGGGUGCUGAGAAGCUGCGCAUCAAGUUCCAGCAGCUGCGGCGAUUGUACAACAAGGUCAAGAACGGCACAGGGAAAACGUUCGAGCACUUUGAGGCGAUGCGACUGGUCCUGGAUCCGACCGAAGAGGAGGCGGCCGCGGAUGCUGAAGCGGAAGCCCAUCUGAGCAGCGCAAGCGAUAGUGAUUUCAAUGACAGUGACGAGGAAGAGGGUGAUGCAUCACAGAGAAGCGGAGCGCAUUUUUGGACAGACGAAGAGGUUGAUUCGUUUCUACUCAUCAUUCGGGACAAUGGUUUCUUCCGCGCCUUGGAUGGCUCAAGGAAACGCAACUUCCAGACCCUGGUGCACAUUUCCAACAUCUUGGCUAAGCAGUCCAUCAAACGAACGCCCCACCAGCUGCGCAAUAAACUAAGGCUGCUCUGCAAGCGUCAUCGAGAGGCCAAGGAGCACGGGCUAGAUAAUGUACGCAUUCUGCCUCGCCACUUUGAGCUCUUCGAUGAGCUGAUUCAAGCGCCGCGGGAGAACAAAGAAAAUGCCAUCAGCAGGCUCAUUCGCAUCAGUAAGCCUUCCUUUCUCAAGCCGCCAGGCAAACCAAGCGUUCCGCUGGAAAGUGACAGCGACAACUCCAGCUCCACCUGCGAUCUCCUAAGAGCGGCAGCCGAUAGCGAGGACUACGUGGACGCCAUCGAGUUGGAGGCUGAACCAACGCCGAUUGAAGCACUUACUGCCAUCAUGGAAGGUCAAAAGCAGCUGCUUGCGCAGAUCAAAACUACCAACGAGAGCUUCCUGCGGCAGCAACGCGAGCAGCAGCAUCAAUUUUUGGAACAAGUAUCCGACCUGAUGCGUCGAGAUCGAGAGGAGACCCUGCGCAGGAUCAGCGAAAUGCUGCAACCGAAGUAAUGGAAACAUAGAACUCAAGCUUCUAAAACUUUUAUUGAAUUGAAUUCGAAGUUAUUGCAAAAAGUUGUCAUUAUUUAUAUAUAUUAUAUGUAUGUAUUCUAUA